AUGGCUGGGCCCCAGACGCCCGUGCAGGACUAUCUGCCGCACGAGUCGGUGCGCGGCUUCUCCCGAUCCUCGAGACCCAGUUCCUACGUCGGCAGCAAUUCGAUGCCUGACCAACCCCAGAUGGCCCACAACCCGCGCUUCCGGGAGGACUUCGACGCAGCCAGCCGGCGCAGCUCCCUCAUGCUGGACGGCGCAGGAAUGCAGCGGUCUGCGUCGCAAAUGUCGCGGGCCCGAUCGCCGCACCCUGAAAAAGAAGCCCUCCCUGAGCCGCAAGGGAGUCUGCGACGCAAUGGCAGUCGCCGCAGUAUGCGCGCCGGCAGCGUGAGGAGUCUGAGCUUGGGCGACCGUGAGAAAUACAGCGAUGGCACCGAGGACGCUAACAGCGCGUUCACCAUCCCGAUUCCCACCACCGGCAACCCGACCGAGGUGCUGUCCAACCGCUUCCAAGCCUGGCGGAAGGUCCUCAAAGAUCUGAUUCUCUUCUUCAAAGAAGUCCAAAAAUCCUAUGAGACCAGAUCCAAGCUAUUCUUAUCUGCCUCCCAUGUUAUCGGCAACCAGGCGAUCCCACCCGCAUUCCUGCAAUCCGGUGGGCUGGCCGAUGCGACCGAGAUCCUCCGAGAUUUCCACCGCCAAGGGUACACGGAGGCCAACAAGGCCGUCGAGGUCGAGAUGGAGGUGAUCAGCCAAUUGACGGGUCUGCGCAGCGACCUGCAGAAGAAGACCAAGGAGAUCAAGAACCUGGCGGGGGAUUUCAAGAAUUCGGUCGAGAAGGAGCUGGAUGGCACGCGCAAGUCGGUCCGCAACUUGCAAGAGGCCCUCGGUCUCGUGGAUACCGAUCCGUCUGCGACGGCGGGCAAAGGUGAUCCAUUCAUCUUGCGACUCAGUGUCGAACGGCAGGUCGAGAAGCAGAUUGAGGAGGAGAACUAUUUGCAUCGGGCAUACCUGAACCUCGAAAACUCGGGUCGGGAGCUCGAGUCCAUCGUGGUCAGCGAGAUCCAGAAGGCCUACAAUGCCUAUGCCAGCAUCCUCCGACGCGAGGCCGACGAGACCUAUGACACCAUCGAGAAGCUGCGAGUGGGCCCGAUCUCAAUUCCCCAGGACUACGAGUGGAACUCGUUUGUCGCCGGGACCGACGAACUGGUCGACCCUCGCAUCCCACUACGGCAUUUGGAGAAUAUCGUCUACCCCGGCAGAGAUCACCCCGCCGCUGCAGAGGUCCGAGCUGGGAUGCUGGAGCGCAAGAGCAAGUAUCUCAAGAGUUAUACUCCUGGCUGGUAUGUCUUGUCGCCGACUCACCUCCACGAGUUCAAGUCGGCCGAUCGCGUGGCAUGGCAAACUCCGGUGAUGUCAUUGUACCUGCCAGAGCAGAAGCUCAGCUCGCACUCGCAGCCGGACUCGAGCUCGCACAAGUUCAUGCUGAAGGGUCGCCAGACUGGUGCGAUGCACCGGGGCCACUCGUGGGUGUUCCGGGCCGAGUCGCACGAGACCAUGAUGUCGUGGUAUGAGGACAUUGAGAGCCUGAUCAACAAGACGGGCGAGGCUCGCAAUGCCUUUGUCCGACGCCACGUCCGAAGUGUGAGCGGCAUGUCCUACAGCAGUGACGGAGCAAUGGAAGAAGACGAAGCCGACCGCACUCCGUAUUCCGGAUCGAUGGUUUUGGCGGGUGAGCGACCAACCUCUGCACCCCGUCAGCCCGGUGGUGCAUUCCCCAGCGAUGUCCAAAUUGAUCGACAUAUGCAGGCACCUUUGUCGCCAUCUAGCGGUGAUGGUUCCGUUGACAAGGAGGUCUUGGCCGCCGCGGGUGGGAUGCCAGACGGGUCUGCAGCUCCGGCAAGCUCUUCUUCCCAACGAGGAUUCGAACCCAAUACGGUCGAUGGUGUUGCUCCGGCCUCCCAUGGAGGCGAAUCCUCGCGGGCCCGUGUGGAAAGACACGACAGCUACUACGGUGACUGGAUCGGCCCGGCCGCCAUUGCCGCCAAACAGCGGAAGUACAACCCGACUGACUCCACCGUCGAUGACCGGGAGGUUCGAUCGGAUGGAGACCACACCCCCCUAGUGGCUGCCGGCAUGGUUGAUCGGUCUGGACGGCGGGAGAACUCGGCUCCGCCUCAGGCUCGCCGCGAGAGCGUGUCGACCGUGCCCACCAACACGAACGUGACCGACUACACGAACAACACCAUGGCCACCUCGGUGGACGAGGAAUCGUCCCUGGCCCAGAAAUCCCCGGGCAUGGGCGACGGCGCGCUCCCCUUCCGUCCAAAGACCGACAGCAUGGCCACGAUGGACAUGAAGAUUCCCGGCCGCUACCCGCCGACCAACGUGGCAGCAUAA
Penicillium lagena is the source of this 2331-nucleotide messenger RNA. Its product is annotated as SLM1 family PH domain-containing protein. The transcript has 5 exons. Bases 1 to 2331 code for a protein of 776 amino acids. NCBI's taxonomy places the organism in Eukaryota, Fungi, Ascomycota, Eurotiomycetes, Eurotiales, Aspergillaceae. The record is from RefSeq and is a predicted model, not a curated record.